Molecule: messenger RNA, 2745 nt
Organism: Theobroma umbraticum
Lineage: Eukaryota; Viridiplantae; Streptophyta; Magnoliopsida; Malvales; Malvaceae
Product: DEAD-box protein abstrakt
Biological process (GO): mRNA splicing, via spliceosome
Molecular function (GO): ATP binding; zinc ion binding; nucleic acid binding
Source: RefSeq, a predicted model, not a curated record
UAGCGGACAAUCCCUUUCUCUUUUCUCCUCGUCCCCUCCCUUCUGCCCCUGUUUCCUCUGUAAAAAGGUCUAGCCACCGUUGUCUCCUUCAAUCUAAAAACUGUAUAAAUACCUCGAAAUCUAUCCUAUCCGUACCACCCACCUCUGUGUAUCCAAAAAGGAAAUACCUCCACUGCCUUGUGCUUUGUCCUGUCUCCUGUCCGCCGGUGUCAGAGUCCGUUAUUCGUUUAAGCGAAUUAGCAGGGUAAGGGGCAAACCCUGAAAGAAAAUUAAAAAAUGGAGGAAGAUGAUGAUUACGUUGAGUAUAUUCCGGUUGCAAAACGCCGAGCCAUGGAAGCUCAAAAAAUCCUACAAAGAAAGGGCAAGUCAUCUGCACUUGAAGAUGAGAAUGAAAAAUCCAAUCUUGCUGAAGUGAAACCUAGUUUGCUUGUAAAAGCAACCCAGCUUAAGAAGGACCAACCUGAAAUAAGUCAAAUGGAACAAAUUGUACAACAGGAGAAAGAGAUGAUUGAACAUUUAUCAGAUCGAAAGACCCUGAUGUCAGUCCGGGAAUUGGCAAAAGGGAUUACUUAUAAGGAGCCUUUGUUGACUGGAUGGAAACCACCUUUGCAUAUUCGAAGGAUGUCGAAAAAAGAGAGAGAUUUGAUUCGGAAACAUUGGCAUAUUAUUGUUGACGGGGAAGAUAUCCCACCUCCUAUUAAGAAUUUUAAGGAUAUGAAGUUUCCGGAUCCCGUUUUGAAGAAGUUGAAGGCAAAGGGGAUUGUGCAGCCGACUCCUAUUCAAGUUCAAGGUCUGCCUGUGAUUUUGUCAGGAAGAGAUAUGAUUGGGAUUGCGUUUACAGGGUCGGGAAAAACGCUUGUGUUUGUGCUUCCACUGAUUAUGAUUGCAUUGCAGGAGGAGAUGAUGAUGCCAAUACUUCCAGGAGAAGGCCCUUUUGGGUUGAUUGUCUGUCCUUCAAGGGAGCUUGCUAGGCAGACAUAUGAAGUGGUGGAACAGUUUUUGGUACCUAUGAGGGAAAAUGGGUAUCCAGAGCUCAGACCAUUGCUUUGUAUUGGUGGUGUGGAUAUGAGGUCCCAGUUGGAUGUUGUGAAGAAAGGGGUUCACAUUGUUGUUGCUACCCCUGGGAGGCUGAAGGAUAUGCUUGCCAAGAAGAAGAUGAGUUUAGACAAUUGCAGGUACUUGACAUUGGAUGAAGCGGAUAGACUAGUAGAUUUAGGCUUUGAAGAUGACAUCAGGGAAGUGUUUGACCACUUUAAAGCCCAACGGCAAACCCUUUUGUUCUCUGCAACUAUGCCUACCAAAAUUCAGAACUUCGCUAGAAGUGCUUUAGUAAAACCAGUUACUGUUAAUGUUGGAAGAGCAGGAGCUGCAAAUCUUGAUGUGAUUCAGGAGGUCGAGUAUGUGAAGCAAGAGGCAAAGAUAGUCUACCUCCUUGAAUGCCUACAAAAAACCCCUCCUCCUGUUUUAAUAUUUUGUGAGAAUAAGGCUGAUGUGGAUGACAUUCAUGAAUAUCUCCUCUUGAAAGGAGUUGAAGCUGUGGCCAUUCAUGGAGGCAAGGACCAAGAAGAGAGAGAGUAUGCCAUUUCAUCCUUUAAAGCUGGCAAGAAGGAUGUCUUGGUUGCAACUGAUGUUGCAUCAAAGGGUUUGGAUUUUCCUGAUAUUCAACAUGUGGUCAAUUAUGAUAUGCCUGCUGAAAUUGAAAACUAUGUCCAUAGAAUAGGACGAACCGGAAGAUGUGGUAAAACAGGAAUUGCAACCACAUUCAUAAAUAAGAACCAGAGUGAGACAACCUUGCUUGAUUUGAAACACCUUUUGCAAGAAGCCAAACAGAGGAUUCCACCUGUCUUGGCUGAGCUUAAUGAUCCAAUGGAGGAUGUGGAUGCAAUCACCAAUGCAAGUGGUGUAAAGGGUUGUGCUUAUUGUGGUGGGUUGGGCCAUCGUAUCCGGGAUUGCCCCAAGUUAGAGCAUCAGAAAAGCAUGGCGAUUGCAAGUUCUAGAAGGGAUUAUUUUGGUUCUGGUGGUUACAGAGGAGAAAUUUGAUUUGUACUUGGAGCUGCACACUUAUUUGGGUCAACAAUUUCUUCUAAGGACCUACUUAGUGUAUCUGGGAUUACCCCUUAAGAAGUUGUUGAGGCACUUUAUGCUGCAUGCAAAAGCGGCAACUUUGAUUUGGCAAACAAGUCAAUAAUGGAAUUGCAGAAGGGUUUCCGGUUUCUCAGAUGCUUUCUCAGUUAUUUGAUGUGGUUGUUGAGGCAGAUGAUGUACCAGAUGAGCAAAAAGCUAGAAUUUGCAACAGUUUAGCUGAGGCAGAUACGCAUCUAGUGGAUGGUGCAGAUGAGUACUUGCAGCUGCUGGAUGUGGCCAGCAACACAAUGAGAGCUUUGUGUAACAUGCCACAAGAAUUCUGUUUUGAAAGUUAGGGGACAGUCUAGAUUGGGAUGCAGGGGCCUUUGAAGACAAGUAAAGAUUCAACUUUUUGAAUUGUAAUAUAUUGCAACAAAGCGGCUUUUCAAACUUGUGUUAAGCUGUCUAUUUAUCGAAGAUGGGCCCAUCUUUUGAGUCUCAUGUUACUUAGUCUUACAUGGAUCUUGUAUGUCAAGUUUGAUCUCUUUAAUUGAUCUGUAAUCUAAUCCUAAAGAUGAGGAGGGUGAUUCUUGACACGCCUACUUGCAUCCUGUUUCAUAGUAUUAUUCACAACAGCAAUGCUUAUUUAGUACAAUGAAAAGAUGAUGAAUGGGGACCAAA